Messenger RNA from Ectocarpus sp. CCAP 1310/34, 5661 nucleotides. The record is from the annotation of a GenBank genome assembly. Lineage: Eukaryota; Phaeophyceae; Ectocarpales; Ectocarpaceae.
CUGCUGCUCAUGCUUGUCACUCGUUAAUAAUCAAGGAACUUGAGUCAAUCCUUUGUGCACAAACGCUCUCGACAAAAGCCCGCGAGCGUGAUGACAUAGCACACGCGCCGACACCACAAACACGAUAUCGUGAGUCUGCAGACGUCGGUUGGGAAAGGUUCGAGAGGUAUGCACCGGAAGAAAAGGGCGGCAGCAGCAGCAAGCAGGGAGGACCCGCGCGCGUCGCCGAGGAGAUCCGCAGAGUUUGGAAUACAAGAGCAGCCGCGACAGGCGCGCCAAGGAGAUCCAGGGACAGCAUUUGGAAUACAAGGGCAGCAGCGGCGGAGGAAGAACAUGUGGGAGAAGUACUGGACGGAGAUGGAAUAUGGGCAUCUAAGGGAGAAGAACGAUGCACCGGCAGGAGCAAUGGCUGCCGGAAGAACGACUGCCGGGGCAGCUGGUGGAGCUGGGCUCGGUACACAACGGGUGAGCAUGAAAAAUGACGGAAAUUGUGCUUUGAGCGGUUACAGCAGCAGUCGCAACCCGCCCAAAAUCCCGACGAAUUCGACGAAGGCCGUGAGCUGGCUUCGGAGAAUGCGGAAUUUCCUGGCUGUCGAGGAUUUGGAGCGAACCCUUGACCACAUGCCAUCUACUGGUUAUGUCAACGUUAUCAGUUGUCUGGAUCGCACAUACCUGAACCAGACUCACGGUGCACAUCUGGUGGCAGCUCACCAGCGGGCGUGGGGGUACAUGUUGGAAGCAACCUGCGGCACGGACAUUGAAGAACGGUUGGGUGCUUGCGACUGCGUCCCUGAGGCGUGGAGCGUGAUCCACGAAUGGCUGUUGCCUACUCUUGACGCUGAGAAGACGUUGCUUGUGAGGCGACUUGAGACGAUUGAGAUGCAUCCCGGCGAGGACCCGAAACUCUUCUUCGCCAGAGUAGACGGAGUGAUCAACAUCAUGAAAGCUGUCGGCAUCGAAAAAUCUGAGCGGGCUAUCGUGCACAUCAUUGUCCGCCAGCUUGCGCACGAGUACGAUAUCGAACGCAAGUCCAUCCUGGCCGACCCCACCAUUUCCCGAGCGAAGGUGGAAAACGUUGUUCGCGCGGCAUACGCCAACAAGGUCAUGAUGAAGGAAUUGGGCAAAGCGCAGGCGGCACCGGCGGCAGCGGUGACGGUUGGUGGGCUUGGGUCCGGUCAUGGUGGCCACGGUCAGGGGGGACUACAACGGCGGUGGCGGCAACAGCGGGAGCAGCAGCAGUGGCACGUGCCCGUCGGUGACGGAGAGGGUCUCAACGCGAAUGGCAACGACGCUAUGCCGCACCAGCAGCGGAAGCGACGACGCUGGAGGAGGCAAAGGCAUCGACAGGAGGCGAUGCUCCCCGUGUUUGCAGCUGGCGCGGUGGCAUGGGGAACAGUACCUGCGGCAGGAGCGGCGACCGUUGAUGGUGGUUUCCCCACUACGGUGGCGGGGGGAACGGUCGGGGGGCAGGCGCUCGCGGCGGGAGCAGCGGCAUCGACGGCAGCACCGGCGGCGAGAGCGGCGACCCCCGGCAGCAGAGUCUUCCCCGCGGCGGCGGCAGGGGAGACGGCCGGGGCGCAGGCACUCGCGGCGGGAGCAGCGGCAUGGACGGCAGCACCGGCGGCGAGAGCGGCGACCCCCGGCAGCAGAGUCUUGCCCGCGGCGGCGGUGUGGGAGCCGGUUGGGACGCAGGGAAUUGCGGCUAAAGCGUCAGCAGCGCAAGAGCCGGAGGACGAGUGCGAUGAGGAUAGCUGUUGGUUGGGCCAUGGCGACGAAGGUGGCAACAGUAGCGACGGCAGCGGUGACGGCGGCAUCGGGGCGUUGUCCGCCGGUGCAAGGCAUCCCGGCGCCCAUCCGACCGUGAGCAAUGGCAUCUACGUCGUGCGGGACGAUGGGGGGUAAUGCCAGGAAGGGAGGAUCGAUCGUGGCAGAAGUGUGCGGCAUGAAGUGAGAGACUUCGUGAUCGGGAUCUCCAGAGGAGGAAGUAAGAGACUUCGUGAUCGGGAGCUCCAGUGGGGGAUGACCGAUGGUUGCAACGACGCAGCUCUGGAUCUACGCGCGGUUCAGGCACGUUUGUUUGUGAGAAUUGUUGGGUUUGGGUUAUUUCUAGGUUUGGUUUUGAAUUGUUUGUCGAAAACCAUGAGUUUGAGAACUGUGUCGACGUAGACUUAGAGUUGCGAUGCGCAUGAUUGGUUACAUUGUGAUUUUCAUAUGUUGGGCAUUGAGUUUGGAUAAUCUAAGAAUUCAGCACGCCGAAUGGUUCAGUUGACAUCGUUGGACCACUGCUAGCACUGCUGUCGAAAAUCAUGGGGGGGGAUGAAUGUGAUUGUGAUGCCAUGAUCCUCGUCGCAGUACAAGCAGCGUUCUAGCAGACGUUCGGGUUUGGUUUUUGUUCAGUUUGUAAACGUUUUCCCCGUUUUACCUGCGGAAAGUGAGGAGAAUUUCUUGUUUGUUUCCGAUUCCGCGUUUUACCUGCGGCUGUCGGAGAUAAGUUCAUGAUAUUUGUUUGUUUUCUCGUUGUUAGUAUUCGAGAGUUGUGCCUUGCAUGUAUUGCUGUAGGACGGAUUGAGUUCCAUGGUCGGAGAUAUGUUGAAGGGGAGAUGUCAAUCGGUAUACGUUUUGUAUUCUGUUUCUUGCAAUCCAGACGAAAUACUGGAUGGCUUGCAUUUUCUGUUUCGGGAGUUAUUGCAGCAGGGGGGCUGUUAAGUUUUUAUGUUUUUGGAGAUAUUGUGGCCAGGGGCUGCUAACAAAUUAAUGUUGUCCCUUUGUUUGAGAAACGGCUUAAUUGGUGAAAGUUUCCUCUGGCAUUUUAAUAUGCCCCGGGUUUUUAACCUUUGUCUCUUUAGCCGUAUUUGGUAUUUUGGUUUUUCUGAAUGAUAUAUUGAAGAAAGGAAUUGGCAUAUUUUGGUAAGACAUGGCUGAGGCCUAUGUGCUUCCGAAGCUUAUUUGAGAUUGGUCAAUGAGCUGAAACAUGGUUUUGUGCGAGGAUCUUGUCCGAAGUAAUAGUUGACACGUUUUUCCGGAGUUGUCCGUCCAAAAUCUUUAUGACGUGACUCUGAUGUAAUGUUGAUCUUUGCGGAGUAUUUUUCUAAGGAUGAUUCUUGGUUUUUGGCUGCUUGAGAAUUUGGUGACGACAUUUUCUCGGGAGGGAUGAUUGUUAAGACUCUAAUGAAGUUCCAACAUACAUAGUAGUGGAUUAAGGAGGAAUAGAAACUUGAAAUUUGAUUAUUCAAUAGAUCGGGAAGUUGAGAUGAUUUGUGGAUACGAAAGAUGAAUGGUUUUGAUUUUGUUGCCGUUUUACCUGGCGAUAUGUGCGGAAGGUGUAUGUGAGAAUACCCAAGAAUACCCUUACUCCGUUGUGAGUAAAGAUCCCUGAAGUGGUGAAUUACCGUUCAGCGACGGAGGCACUAUAGGACAUCGUUGGGCGCAGCUGAUAACGUAGUCGUGCUUUAAAGUAGGAACACGGCGGCCGCGACGGUAACUACCCAUCGUGAUGUAGCGGUUUGACAUUGCGUAGUGUUGUCACAACGACGUCAGGCACAAUACAAGAGUGGGUGGACGGGUAGGCACGGAUGUCAACAGACAACCCUGGAGAUCGCAUCACCACGGUCGGUUGUAAGCUGAAGGAGUUCACCGCGGUCAUCAUGUCUCGCAAUGGCUCAUUCUCCCGCGCGUUUUCUUGUGCCUGCGGGCCGUGUACAAACAUGACAUGUUCCCGUUUUCCACGGCAGAAGAAGGCGAUGAAAUGGCAAACCACAAUCCGACCAAUCUCGAGAAUGGCUUCUCGCUCCUUGAGGAAGACGAUGGAGAUGCAGGGUGGGACUCGAUUCUGAGCAAAACCGAAAGCGAGCUUCAUCGCCGUGGUUUCAAGAGCAAAACAACAGCGGUCACGUGUGUGAGCGUCUCAUGUUGAACUUUGUUCAUCGCUUAAGCAGGAGUAGAAGAUCUCGUGCUGGCGUCGAGAAUGUGGGUGUCCCGGAGGGCGACAGUGCUUGUUGCAUUACACAUUCUGUACAUACUGAUACAUCGUAUGCAUAUGGACAGGGGUGGGGGGGGUGUAGGUUCUGUAGCAUAUUGUUUCGCCAGCAUCAUCAGCAUCACUUCAAUGCCCUAUUUUUCUCUCCGUGCAGGCAAGGCACGAAGGCGAGCUCCCUCCGAUUGGCUCACAUCGACGGCAACGUGAAGAAGCCGGCGAACCCGUCGUGAACGAGUACGAUAAGGCUGGAGUCAGCACCUACGCUCGACGUGUCAUAAGAUGGGUGUCGCAGUGUAGGCAGAUCCUCGUAGCGCUUGUCACGAAGUUGGGUCGCGCUUCCGAAUUCAAGGGAGCAACCAUCCACCCACGGUGGCGUCCAAAUAGUGCAGAAACGUGGACUAAUAGGUGAAGUAGAGCUAGGUUUAUUUGAUGGGGACGGCAGUGAGUCGUAAAGUGGGGGGCUUCACCGCUGACUGUCAGUGAUGAGACGAUUUCGGGGACCCGGUUGAUAAUGAAUCUGAGCCUGACCCUGUACUGACUGUUCAAACGGGGAGGAUGUAUGCCAACCUGAUGGAGGUGUGUGCGCAUGUACACCGAAAACACGUCCAGGGACUCUCGCCCACAUGAGGCGAACAUAUUAUGUUGAAUGGAAAUGGAAGAGAAAGCAUUUGCUGACAGACGCAGAAGUGUUGAUGGUGCCAAGCCUCGGGCGGGACUUCAAGACUCGCCACAUCACCCUAAAAUAAGUCAAAAGCAGAAUGCGGUGAGGGAUUUGAGCCGGGUAGAGGGGGCAAGAGGGUCAAGACAGAAAGUCCUCGGCAGAUCAAUAUGGGUCAUGUGUAUAUGGUCUCGAUGGCUUCAGUUGCAGGCAGCACGUUUGUUUUUGGAAUCAGGAGUGCCGAGGGCAUUUUCGGCGCGUGAAUACAGCUUGGUUGUACUGCUGUAGUGUUGCAAGUAUUAUGUUGUCCGUUGUAUCGCGUAGGUUUUUGUCGUGCAACAGACCCCUUUUGUUUUUUGAUGAUUAAAGCUUGUAGCUUUCUUUGUGGUGGCGAAUAUUUGGUGUAUUUGGCUUGGGGAACUACACCAUACAACCCGGUUUCAAGUUGCUGGUUUUGUUUUCUCCGUGUAACUUUUCUUGUUCGCUGUUUCCUGUGUGCUCCAGCGUGGGUAGAGCACAAUAUUUGGCAGGACAGAAGCCAGGCACCGGCAAAGGAAAAUGCGUGGAAAGACAGAUACCGAACAGCAGAUAGCUACAAGGUGGUGAGAUAUGCAUUCAUGCCGAGUGUACAGUGUGUAGUUGAAACCGCGCUGAACAUACAUCAUUUUUCCUUUGUUUUGACAUCUGUUAUGGCGCUCCCUCUCCGGCAUUACUCCCAGCAGUUCCACGUCAUCAUGCCCUUGGCUACCAUACUCCACCACCACCACAACACACAUGCUAGUCUUCGGAGAGGAAGGCAAAGCUGUGCUGUGCUGUGCUGUAAGGCAGGACAUGUCAUGUGUGGGUGGAGACCAACAAGAGAUCAAAGAUACAGGAGAUACAGCAUGAUUUUCUUGUUCUCAGACGGCCGAUUGGCGCGUCCUCUUCGGCUUUGGUAGUAGAGACAGUCUUCCCUAUAGAGCUGGCCCUCCCUUUCCGCGUCUGUCGGCCUCAGCACGUGAUUGUGGCUGUUACUGUUGUGGUGCCG